GAAAGUUGUCUGACAGCUGCUGGCCGACCCGGAACACUAAUCAAAAUUGUUUUACUUCAGCCUGGACAAUUUCCCCGCAAGUCAAAAGAACAAACAUCCAAUUAUAUCUUGUAUUGUGGUCCAGGUGUGUGUUUGAUCGCUGCACGAUGCACGUCGUAAGUAAGUCUUGGGGAUGGACGAGAGUGAGGACGAGGACGAGGGUGAGCAGGAUGAGGACGAGGACGAGGAUGAGGAUGAGAUACACGAGGGACAUCAGAUGCAGUCGUAGCCGCAGUCAUCCUCAUCCUCAUCCUCAUCAAACUCAAACUCAAACUCAUACCCAUACAUUCCCUCUCCCACUCCCAUUCUCCUCACGACCACCUCCUGCAGUUGCUCGGUUCCGUGAAGGAAUCUUGUUGACAAGGGAUCUGAGCGGUAACACCCAAGAAAAACCAUAUUUGUGGCUUGCUCGUCACAUCACAUAAACCUCACCUCCUAUUUUGCUUCUAUUCCGGAAGGAAGAGAACUCCAGUCGAGGCAAGACAAGACAUGAGUCAGAUUUAUUUCUUCUUCUUCUUCCACGACUCAAUUGCUUCUACGAUUGUCUCAAUUCCUCUUUACUACACAAAUAUGCGAUUAACUUUAGGAAAACUCAAUUGAAACUUGUUCAGAAACAGACAAUAGGAGACCGUUUUCAAAUUCACUGUCUGCCGCAUGCGGUACAAAUAUGAUGAUAAAGAUCAUGUAGGAUCGGGAUUUUGUACAACACGCUCUAAUUAAUUUCGGAGCGGACGCAUCAAUAACACACACAAGCCAUGAGUACACACGUUGCUGAAGUCUUCAGAAAUCAUGUAACAAUGGACGACAUUUCCAUUAAUUCUCAAUCCGCGCAAAUCUCGAGUUCGAGGAGAGUUUCGAUGGAGGAAUACUACAAACAAAAUAAUGAAUCUUCCGAUCAGAUACAGGAACCGGAAGUGGAGGAGGAACCAGAGGAAGAAUCGGAACAUGAGCCAGAGAUGGAGAUGGAGGACAAAUCCACAAAUUCGCUGUCAAUGGCAGAUCCUCUACUUGAUUCUCCUCCGUCUUACGAUGCUUCCGUUCGAUCCCAAAAUAUGCGAAAUCGUUUAAAUAUACAACCUCGAGAAGAUGAAGGGAGAGAAAUCCUCCCAGGUUAUUCUGCUGGUAUAAGUUUGGAGAAUGUGUUCAUGAGGAAAAUGGAGAUGCAGGGCGCGAUACACAGAGCUUCGGAUAGGAAUUGGUAUCGAGUAUACGCGACAUUACAAGGAACACUUUUGACUUUUCACAAGGCCAAAGGCUCGGGGGUCUUUGGUUUGGAGCUUGGGGAUCGAAAGAGUACACCGGAUUUACCUGCUGGUACAAAACGUGGAAAUUUGUUGGGAAGCUACAAUUUACAGCAUGCUGAAGUUGGCAUUGCUGCAGAUUACGUGAAGAAACACUAUGUCAUUCGAGUCAGAGCAGAAGCAGAUCAGUUUCUUCUGUCUUGCGUGAAAAUCGAAACAUUCGUCACCUGGCUUCAAUCACUCUUCACAGCUAUCAACCUUUCUAUGCCUCUCGAUGAACGACAAAUACCACGAGAUCAAUCUAUCCCACGAUCACGAAGACGAAGAAGAAGGGAACCCAGAGAGGUACAGGUCAACGAUGAACUUAUUCGAGCCCAAGAAGAACUCAUCCGAACACAUUAUCCCAACUUCGCAAGUUCGAAUACUCCCGAAGGUAGAGCUAUCACCACUUCCACUCGACCAUCCACGGCUCGACCCUCAACCCAAUCAUCUGCACCUCACACAUCACGCACCCCCGGUGAAUGCAUCAACGAAGCCGAAGCCGCGCUGGAUGCCCUUCGAGAUAUGGGUCUUAUAAACAGCCGAUCGCGUCGUCAUCGUACACUUCGACGCACACCAAACCCGAACCCCUCCCACUCUUUCUGUCCCGAAACGGGAAAAUGGCGCCCAGAACAUGCGUGGUCUCCUCGAUACGAUAUGAUAUAUGCCAAAAAAUGCAUGGCGAUCCUCACAAGCCGCUCACCUCGAAAAUCAAAUUACUUAAUCAUGAAAGGAAAACAAUGGAUUGUGGAUUGGAGUACCGGCUCAUUAACCAGAUGUGAACCUCCGGAAUAUGGAGAGGAGUAUUGUGGGAGUUGGAAAAUCAGCCAUAAUGGUACGCCGGUCAAGGCUUGAAUUAUAGAAUUGGGAUGGAGUUUUUUACUUCUUUUCAUUUGUUAGGUUGGGAGUAAUGGAUGGGUUUAUACUGGAUGGGCAAAAUUGGCGUUUCAAAUAUACAGAUCUCUUUGGUUUCGGAUGAACCGCUUAAAGAUACUACAGAUACCAGGACGGGAACAUGGGAUAUGAAUUGAGGUGUUUCUGGAGCGUAGACGUUUUCUUUAUGCGUUUGUAUUGUUAUAUAGUACGCAACCGACGAUUGCAAGGUCUUUCAUAUAAUACUUUAUACUUUAUCGUUUUAAUGUCCUGGACUUGAUGAAGACCA
Molecule: messenger RNA, 2481 nt
Organism: Botrytis cinerea B05.10
Lineage: Eukaryota; Fungi; Ascomycota; Leotiomycetes; Helotiales; Sclerotiniaceae
Exons: 2
Coding region: 837-2174 (445 amino acids)
Source: RefSeq, a predicted model, not a curated record